Molecule: messenger RNA, 730 nt
Organism: Pomacea canaliculata
Lineage: Eukaryota; Metazoa; Mollusca; Gastropoda; Architaenioglossa; Ampullariidae
Product: coiled-coil-helix-coiled-coil-helix domain-containing protein 1-like
Exons: 5
Coding region: 182-580 (132 amino acids)
Biological process (GO): mitochondrial translation
Cellular component (GO): nucleoplasm; mitochondrion; mitochondrial ribosome
Molecular function (GO): RNA binding
Source: RefSeq, a predicted model, not a curated record
CAAACUCUGUGUGUGUUCAUCGUGUUGCACAUCUCGUGUAGCACGGGGUGACAUUGUCAAGCAUUACAAGCAAGUGGGAAUUUUAUCAUCAAUGCUGACUGCAGUGCUAGGUCUUUGAAAACAUUCUGUUUCCAAACGGUGACUGAAGUAGGCGGCCGCCAGCAUCCCUCGACCUCACAAAAUGCCUAAGCUGACAGAAAUAAUGCUUGCUUAUAAUAGACCUUUCAAGAAGUUUACAAAUUACAAACCACAAGGUUAUAAAUACAAGAUUGUGCUGCCACCGGUUCUGCGCGAUUAUGUCUCAGAAAGGAAGGAGAAACUUGGGAAAGCAUACUGUGUAGAGGAGAUGUCCAUUAUGAUGGCCUGUUGGAAACAAAAUGAUUUCAACCAGCAGCGAUGCUCUCAGGAACUUGCAGCUUUUCAUAAGUGUGUUGUAGAAGCUCAGGCAGCGGAGCAAGCUGCAAGGGAGACCUUAAAGCAGGGGAAAUCAUUGAAUGUAGGACAGCGGAUGCCAGCGUCUCAAGUGAACAAACUUCUGAAGCGGUACCCACAGCCACCAGUGACCAUACAGUUAAAGUGAUUUCUUCAACCUCUUGAUGUGACAGGGUGAUGGCGGCAAUGACUGAGGAGUUGUAUGAAAAUGUUUUUUGGCUGUUGAGGGGAGCUCACGACGAGAAUUUGUGAAAGGAGAGCAAGAUGAUUUAAAUAGUGAUAAAGAAAACGGCUAAGC